CACUUUGCUUUUCCCGAAGGCUGCUCCUCCGUCGUCGAGCUGAUCACACCCACAGUUGAGCUGCGCUGGCCAGAGAUGCCUGCCCACAGCCUGGCAAUGAGCAGCCCGACCCUCCCGGCCUUCCUGCUUUGCAGCACACUGCUGGUCAUCAAGAUGUAUGUGGUGGCCAUCAUCACAGGCCAAGUGAGGCUGCGGAAGAAGGCCUUUGCCAACCCCGAGGACGCCCUGAGACAUGGAGGCCUCCAGUAUUGCCGGAGUGACCCCGACGUGGAGCGCUGCCUCAGGGCCCACCGGAACGACAUGGAGACCAUCUACCCCUUCCUUUUCCUGGGCUUCGUCUACACCUUUCUGGGUCCUAACCCUUUUGUCGCCUGGAUGCACUUCCUGGUCUUCCUCCUGGGCCGCGUGGUGCACACUGUGGCCUACCUGGGAAAGCUUCGGGCACCCAUCCGCUCCGUGACCUACACCCUGGCCCAGCUCCCCUGUGCCUCCAUGGCUCUGCAGAUCCUCUGGGAAGCGGCCCACCACCUGUGACCAGCAGCAGACGCCUCCUUGGUCACUAGACCAUAGGCCAAGAGCCACCGUGGCUGUACCUGGGGACUUGAUGUUCCUUCCAGAUUGUGGUGGGCCCUGAGUCCUGGUUUCCUGGCAGCCUGCUGCAUGUUGGGGGGGUCUCUGGGCCCAGUGGGCCUGUGUGUGAGUGCGUGCAUGUGUGUGUGUGUGUGUGUGUGUGUGUGUGUGUGUGUGUGUGUUUCUUAGCCCCUUGGAUUCCUGAAUGAAGUGGUUGAUGGAAACCAUUUCAGGACAGAUUGUGAAGACUGAUAGAAAAUCCUUCAGCUAAAAUAACAGAGCAUCAAAAACAUCACUCCCUCACUCUCCCUAAGAGUGAAAAGCGUGAAGAGAGACUCUAUUUAAAAUUCCCAAAUCAAAUGAUCAUCUGAAUCCUGGGCUAAGAAUGCAGACUUUUCAGACUUACCCCAGAGAUUCUGGCCCAGCCAAUCUGGAUUUUUUUUCCCUCAGGAUGGAGUCUUGUUCUUUUGUCCAGGCUGGAGUGAAAUGGUGCAAUCUUGGUUCACUGCAGCCUGCACCUCCUGGGUUCAAGUGAUCCUCCCACCUCAGCCUCCUGAGUAGCUGGGAUUACAGGCGGGUGCUACCAAGCCUGGCUAAUUUUUGCAUUUUUAGUAGAGAUGGGGUUUCGCCAUGUUGGCCAGGUUGGUCUCAAACUCCUGGCCUCAAGUGAUCCACCAGCCUUGGCCUCCCAAAGUGCUGGGAUUACAGGUGUGAGCCACCACGCCGGGCCACCAUCUGGAGUUUCAAGAGGCUUCCAUGUGAGUCUCUGUGAUGGCUGGGCCAGGAAGCCCCUGCCAGUUCUCUGUGGAAGCAAGGCUGGGGUCUUGGGGUCCUGCAUGGUGGAAGCUGAGUGAGCCAAGGGCAGGGCUGGAUCCUCCACCCUCUCUGACGCUUCCCUUGGCGUUGGCCUUGGCCUUGGCUUUGGGUGUCUUUGAUAGCUGGAGUCUUCUCUCUGGCUCAGGGGUGCGUGGGAGGGGCCACAGGAAGCUUAGCCAUCUCCCAAGGCUUGAGUCCCUCCAAAGUGCUGUGGGUGGAGGACAGGGAGCUUUGGGUGACAAGCCACUCAAAGGAAUUUUCUGGUCCCUUCAGUAUCUUCAAGGUUUGGAAACUGCAGAUGUCCUCUCAAUGGAGAAUCCGUGUGUGUGUGUGUGUGUGUGUGUACAUGUGUUGUGUUGUGUGUGUGUGGUUUCUCCUAGAUCCCUGAACUCAGAUGUGUGGUUUUUGUUCAUUAAAUGGAAGUGUCUGUCUA
Messenger RNA from Callithrix jacchus (white-tufted-ear marmoset), 1819 nucleotides. RefSeq names its product prostaglandin E synthase (gene PTGES). Lineage: Eukaryota; Metazoa; Chordata; Mammalia; Primates; Cebidae. The record is from RefSeq and is a predicted model, not a curated record. Gene Ontology annotation, biological process: prostaglandin biosynthetic process. Gene Ontology annotation, cellular component: membrane. Gene Ontology annotation, molecular function: prostaglandin-E synthase activity.